AUGUCGGCCAAAUCCGAGUGCAAGCCAGAGUACACGCCAGAGAGCACGCCAGAGUGCAAGUCAGAGUGCAAGCCAGAGGGCAAGCCAGAGUGCAAACCAGAGUGUAAGCCAGGGUGCAAGCCAGAGUGUAAGCCAGAGUGCAAGAUAAAGUACAAGCCAGAGUGCAAGUCAGAGGACAAGCCAGAAUACAAGCCAGAGGGCAAGCCAGAGUACAUGCCAGAGGGCAAGCCAGAUGCACAGUCUCCACAUAGUGCACAUUCUCUACACUGUGCACAGUCUCCAUACUGUUCACAUUCCCCACACUGUGCACAGUCUCCACACGUUGCACAGUCAUCACACGAUGCACAGUCCACACUGAGCAGACUUUCAGCUAUGAACCGUCUCCACACGGUGCACAGUCUUCACACGAUGCACAGUUUCCACACGGUGCACAGUCUUCACACGGUGCACAGUUUCCAAACAGUGCACAGUUUCCACACUGUGAACAGUCUCUAA
Messenger RNA from Procambarus clarkii (red swamp crayfish), 495 nucleotides. NCBI's taxonomy places the organism in Eukaryota, Metazoa, Arthropoda, Malacostraca, Decapoda, Cambaridae. The record is from RefSeq and is a predicted model, not a curated record.